Molecule: messenger RNA, 776 nt
Organism: Amphimedon queenslandica
Lineage: Eukaryota; Metazoa; Porifera; Demospongiae; Haplosclerida; Niphatidae
Product: DOMON domain-containing protein FRRS1L-like
Exons: 6
Coding region: 41-646 (201 amino acids)
Biological process (GO): regulation of glutamate receptor signaling pathway; regulation of postsynaptic membrane neurotransmitter receptor levels
Source: RefSeq, a predicted model, not a curated record
AGCCCCACCCUUUUAUGUUUUGCAGUGUUAUGCAACAAAAAUGAUGAAAAUGGUUAAGCUUCUCUUUGCUUCUGCUCUACUCCUCAUAAGCAGUUCUUAUGCUCUGCGUGAUGUACAAUGUCCUCAACAGUCUUCUCAAAGGCCAUCAAAGCUGAAACUAACUCAGCAGCAUUGUGAUUACUAUGUGGCAAUGGGGCCCAAUGAGAAUGAUAAAGAGUUCUUAGAUAUAUACUUAGAGGGUAGCCAAGCUGGCUGGGUUGCUGUUGGAUUCUCAUUAAACAAGAGAAUGGGUUAUUCAGAUGUUGUUGGUUGCAAACAAGAUGAUUCUGGUAAUGUAGGAAUCAUUGAUAGUUGGAAUGGAGCACUCCCACCAAACAAGAUAGACCCUACUCAAGAAGGAAUGUGUAACUAUUCAUCAUCUUAUGUUGAUGGAAAGUUCUCAUGCUAUUUCAGUCGUUUUCAUGGUAUUUUGAACCAAGGCUAUGACUAUGAUUUCAACAGUACUUACUAUUUUCUGUUAGGCUGCAGUCAACUUAAAAGUGAUUUAUCUGUUAAUUUUCCAUUUCAUGAGCCUAAUUUCCCAGCUGUAUCUCCCGAUAUGUAUAAUCCAUUCACAUACAAUGGCUCAGACUGGGUCCAGCUGUAAGGGUCCAAGGGAGUGAAAGGCUGACUAGCAUUAUGACAAGUCUUGCUUUGCAAAUUCCUUAGUACAAUGUGAACAAUAGUCUAUGAAUAUUAUUAGUGUGUAAUUAACAGUAUAAUUUCCGUAAAUCACA